This is a messenger RNA of Sorex araneus (European shrew), 2976 nucleotides long. It is a transcript of the gene ADGRF3, whose product is annotated as adhesion G protein-coupled receptor F3. Gene Ontology annotation, biological process: cell surface receptor signaling pathway; G protein-coupled receptor signaling pathway. Lineage: Eukaryota; Metazoa; Chordata; Mammalia; Eulipotyphla; Soricidae. The transcript is spliced from 13 exons. The record is from RefSeq and is a predicted model, not a curated record. Bases 1 to 2976 code for a protein of 991 amino acids. Gene Ontology annotation, cellular component: membrane. Gene Ontology annotation, molecular function: G protein-coupled receptor activity.
AUGCGGCCUCCGCUCCUGGCCCUGACCCUCGGGCUGCUGGGGUCGCUGCUUGCUGGAGCCUCCCCACCUGUGAAUGUGGUCCUGGCUUCAGUCUCCAUCCAGCUGGACUUGGCGAGCGAGACCUGGCUGGCCGCCCUCUCUGGAGGCCUGACUCUGCCGGCUGCUGCCGGGGCCGCCUCCGCCCCCCGUGCGCUCACUGGCCUCCGCCUCACCACAGCGUGUCACACCAACAGGGAGGGGCGCACCUCCUGUGCCUGCCUCUCUGGGCACCAGUGGAACGCCAGGGCCUGCUCGCAGCACCCUCAGUGCCACCAGCGCUACCACCACCGCCAGCCGUGCACCUGCCUCAUCCUCGGCCCCUCGGAAGCGGCGGAGGCCGGGUACUGCCAGCAGCUGCCGCCUGUCCCCGGAAAUCUGAGCCUGGACUCCUCUCUGCCCCUGCCUGGCAGCACGCUGCACCUCACCCUGCUCACCACCCACCAGCCCUCCCACCUGAACUGGCUCCUGUGGCGCCCGGGACAGUCCAGCCCCACCCACCUGCAUGCGGGGACCCGGGUGUCCCUGACCUCCAGCCGGGACCAGGUUGUCCUCAGCAUCACUAACAUCUCCCACCACUGGGCAGGGGAGUACAUGUGCACCUUUGAGGCCCAGGGAUUCCAGUGGAUGCUGCACCAGCGGGUGAAGGUGGCCUUGCAGGCGGCGGACGUCACUCAGCUCCCAGACCAGGUCUCCGUCUUCUGUGCCGCCUCCCCCGGCUUCCAGCUCCGCUGCUGCAUCCCCAGCACCCAGCUGUCCUACACGGCCUCCUGGAGCCCCCAGGAGGGCAGCACAGUCUCCUGGUUCAGCGCGCCGGGCUCCCGGUGCCUGGAGCUGGCCACCACACACUGCCCCGCAGCCGACACCACGUACACGUGUGUCCUGCAGAGCCCAGGACACACCCUCAGGAUCCCCGUCUCUGUCAACAUCAUCCAGGAUGGAGACAUCACCUGCCCCGCCCACACCACCACUGUGGCCUGGAACGUCACCAAAGCUGGCCAUGUGGCACAGGCCCCGUGUCCCAUGCACAGGACAGGUCUGCUGAAGAGGGUCUGUGGGCCUGACGGGGCCUGGGGGCCUGUCAACGGCAGCUGCGUAGACUCGGGGCUCUUGGACCUACUUCGCAGAGCCUGGCUGCUGCGGGCCGGCCAGGGCAGGCCUGCGGUGGAUGUGCCGCAGCUGCUGGUGCAGCUGGAGGAGCAGGUGGGGGACGUGAGCUCGCCCUCUGACCUGCUGGUCCUGCUGGCCACCAUGAAGAACCUGGCCAAGGCGGUGCGAGACGACAGACUGGAGCUUGACGGCGAGGCCCUGCAGGCCGCCCUGAGAACCGCAGACCGGGUCCUCGACAUGGACACCAGCGAUCUGUGGGCUCCUGCUCAGGCCCAGAAGCCGGCGGCCACCUCAGACUUCCUGCUGGCACUGGAGACGCUGGCACGAAGCCUGUGCCCGCAGGACCACCCCCUCUCCCUCACCCUGCCCAACGUGCAGCUGCAGACCCAGCUUUUGGGAUCCACGUUCCCCUCCGACUACAGAAUGACCUUUGCCACCCAGCCUCCACUGCAGGCCCUAAUUCCCGGGCACUCCCUGGCACCGCUGGGCCAUAACGGAACCAACGUCAGUAUCACCAGCCUGGUUCUGCGCAAGCUGGACCAUCUUCUGCCUUCCCACUACGGCCCGGGGCUGGGGGACUCCCCCUCCACCACUCCCGGCCUGGUCCUCGCCGUCUCCAUCAUGGCUGGGGGGCAGGCCUACACCCAGGGAGAGAUCCUGCUGGACUUUGGGGGCACAGAAAGCCCCACCCACUGUGUCUUCUGGGACUACAGCCUUUUCUGGGGCCAGGGGGGCUGGUCAGACGAAGGGUGCCAAGUGCAGGUGGCCGGGGCCCACCCGGCCAACGCUCAGUGUAUCUGCGGGCACCUCACCGCCUUCUCCACCCUCAUGUCCCGACACGGUGCCCCUGAAAGUGCCAGCCUGGAGCUGCUGACUCGGGUGGGCUUGGCGGCCUCCAUCGUGGCGCUCCUGCUGUGCCUGGCUGUGUACAGGCUGGUGUGGAGGGCCGUGGUGCGGAACAAAGUGGCUUACCUGCGCCACACGGCGCUGGUGAACGUGGCCCUCUGCCUGCUGGCGGCCGACUCCUGCUUCCUGGGCACCUCGCUGCUGCCUCCGCGGCCCCGCAGCCCGCUGUGCCUGGCCACGGCCUUCCUCUGCCACUUCCUCUACCUGGCCACGUUCUUCUGGAUGCUGGCGCAGGCGCUGAUGAUGGCCCACCAGCUGCUCUUCGUCUUCCGGCAGCUGUCCAGGCACCGCACGCUGUCCCUGAUGGUGGCCCUCGGCUACCUGUGCCCCAUGGGGCUGGCGGGGGCGGCCCUGGGCCUCUACCUGCCCCGGGACCAGUACCUGAGGGAGGGGGCCUGCUGGCUGAAUGGGGAGGGCGGCGCGCUCUACACCUUCGUGGGCCCCGUGCUGGCCAUCGUGGGCAUCAACGGGCUGGUCCUCACCAUGGCCGUGCUGAAACUGCUGCGGCCUUCGCUGUCUGAGGGGCCCCAGGCGGAGAGGCGCCAGGCGCUGCUGGGGGUGCUCAAGGCUCUGCUCAUCCUCACGCCCAUCUUCGGCCUCACGUGGGGCCUGGGCCUGGCCACCCUGUUGGAGGAAGUCUCCGCGGUCCCUCACUACAUCUUCACCAUCCUCAACACCUCCCAGGGUGUCUUCAUCUUACUGUUCGGCUGCCUCAUGGACAAGAAGGUCCAAGAGGCGCUUCUCAAACGCAUCUUCCACUCCUCGGCCCCCAGCUCCACCAUCUCCCUGGCCACCAGUGACACCGGCACCCCGAACACAGCAGGAGAAGAGGUGAACAGGCCAGCUGCCUUUGCUGUGGAAACAGCCAAUGAGUUCUACAAGUUCAAAAGAAUUAGAAGGAAAAUCGACUCCACCUAUUUCUGA